AUGGCUGCCCUAAGAUUAGCUUUCUUCAUCUUUGCAACUGCGCUUCUCUAUCUUAUUCCUCCCUCAUCACAGCAGGCCUUUCAGUCCAUUCAGUUCACGUACUCUGGGCCCACAGGCCCAGAUAAAUGGGGAAGCCUCAGCCCAAAUUUCUCGAUGUGCGUAAAAGGAAAAUGGCAAUCGCCGAUCAACAUCGUGACGUCAGACGUCGUGCUUAACAAGAAUUUGAAGCCCCUCAUCAGAUCAUAUGAUCCUACGAACGUCACUUUGGUCAACAACAAGUUCAACGUUGGGGUUCGUUACCCAGAUCAUUCAGGGGUCCUAACUAUCGAUAACAAGAUUUAUUCACUGAAGCAAAUGCAUUGGCAUGCUCCUGCUGAGCACACGAUUGAUGGACAGCGUUUUGCCGCAGAGCUUCAUUUGGUUCACAUUGCUGAAGAUGGCAGUGUCUCAGUAGUUGCAGUUCUUUUUAAAUUUGGACAUCCUGACCCACUUCUAGCUAAGAUACAGAAAAAACUGAAUGAGCUUGCAUAUGAGGUGAAGAGACAUGAAGAGACCCCAAUUACACUUGGGCCCUUUCACCCAACUGAAGUUAGAAAAAGAUGCCACAAAUAUUACAGAUAUGUUGGCUCUUUCACCACACCUCCCUGCACACAAGGUGUUAUUUGGAACAUUCUUGCUAGG
Messenger RNA from Striga asiatica, 681 nucleotides. Lineage: Eukaryota; Viridiplantae; Streptophyta; Magnoliopsida; Lamiales; Orobanchaceae. The record is from the annotation of a GenBank genome assembly.